AUGAUUGGAUCAAAAACGCGCCCCUGGGACACUGAAAGAAUCCCGAUUCGACCAAAACAAAUGCUCACCCUGCCCGAGAUGACGAAAGAAGAAAAGUUCAUGUCAAGACUGAUGGAGAACUGCGCGGUGAAGGCCGGCAUCUCGGGGGUCCUCGGCUACGGAGUGGGAAUCGCCUUUGGACUCUUCACCGCCUCCGUAGAUCCGCAACUCUCAAUGGUCGGCGGCGAUCCGACAAAACAGUUGAGCCUGAAAGAAACCUGGAGAGAGAUGAGUUCGCGGAUGAAGUCGUACGGAAAGAACUUUGGGUCUAUUGGUCUUCUGUUCGCAGGCACGGAAUGUAUACUGGAGACGGCGCGCGCGAAAACGGAUUGGCGAAAUGGGACGUACGCGGGCGGGGUUGUCGGCGCGUUACUCGGCUAUAGAGCAGGUAUUAAGCCUGCGCUUUUUGGCGCCGCCGGAUUCGCCGCCUUCAGCACGGUCAUCGACUACUGGAUGGGCAGACAU
Mesorhabditis spiculigera is the source of this 504-nucleotide messenger RNA. The record is from the annotation of a GenBank genome assembly. NCBI's taxonomy places the organism in Eukaryota, Metazoa, Nematoda, Chromadorea, Rhabditida, Rhabditidae.